This is a messenger RNA of Ochotona princeps (American pika), 718 nucleotides long. It is a transcript of the gene BLOC1S6, whose product is annotated as biogenesis of lysosomal organelles complex 1 subunit 6. Gene Ontology annotation, cellular component: extrinsic component of membrane; transport vesicle; BLOC-1 complex. Bases 110 to 628 code for a protein of 172 amino acids. The record is from RefSeq and is a predicted model, not a curated record. The transcript is spliced from 5 exons. NCBI's taxonomy places the organism in Eukaryota, Metazoa, Chordata, Mammalia, Lagomorpha, Ochotonidae. Gene Ontology annotation, biological process: intracellular transport.
UCCGGGUGCCACUGUCACUUCAUUCCGGUCGGGAGCUGAAGGCGCUGGGUUCCGUCCUCGCGUCUGAAUCCUUCAGGACUGCCGCCGGCCUGUUCCCAGAGGGAGGGACAUGAGCGUCCCCGGGCCGCAGUCCCCCGACGGGGGCCUGACGGUGCCGCCCGGCAGCCUGGAGGUCAGGGAAUUGAUGCCGGGUUUGAGUGAUGCUUCUCCAGAUGAAGGGUUAAUAGAGGACCUGAGUGUAGAAGACAGAGCUGUGGAGCAGCUGGCCGAAGGAUUGCUUUCCCACUACUUGCCAGAUCUGCAGAGAUCAAAACAAGCCCUCCAGGAACUCACACAAAACCAAGUUGUCUUAUUAGACACCCUGGAACAAGAGAUUUCAAAAUUUAAAGAAUGCCAUUCUAUGUUGGACAUUAAUGCUUUGUUCACUGAGGCCAAACAUUACCAUGCCAAGUUGGUGAACAUAAGGAAAGAGAUGCUGAUGCUUCAUGAGAAGACAUCAAAGUUAAAAAAACGAGCACUGAAACUACAGCAGAAGAGGCAAAAAGAAGAGUUGGAAAGGGAGCAGCAGCGGGAGAAGGAAUUUGAAAGAGAAAAGCAGUUAACUGCCAAACCAGCUAAAAGGACAUGAAAGUUGUGUUCGUGUGUUUGCUAAGCCCUGUCCCAUGUUCUUUGGAUGUAGGAUGGCUGGAGUGUAGAGUGACAAGGGAGUGCCUUAUAC